Messenger RNA from Galleria mellonella (greater wax moth), 2401 nucleotides. Its product is annotated as estradiol 17-beta-dehydrogenase 8. Gene Ontology annotation, molecular function: oxidoreductase activity, acting on the CH-OH group of donors, NAD or NADP as acceptor. Lineage: Eukaryota; Metazoa; Arthropoda; Insecta; Lepidoptera; Pyralidae. The transcript has 7 exons. The record is from RefSeq and is a predicted model, not a curated record. The coding region runs from base 583 to 1350 and encodes 255 amino acids.
UCCGUUUUAAAAGUUCAUUACAUGGUUCACUUCAAAAUUUUAUUAAUUAAAUAUUUACAAUAACAAAAAAUUAUGAAGUUUUAUUUACUGCAUUCUUUAUAAUAUAACAAUAAAUAAAUAAUAUGUUUCACUAUAUAAAUAAAACUAAAUAUUACCAAAUAAUGAAUACUAAUAAAAUUUAAGAUAUGACUUACACGUACUUACCUUAAUUUAAAGUAAUAAUUUCUAAUUGGGUAACCCUAUUACGCACAACUUAAGAAAGACUUGACCCGCUUUUUUCGAAGAGUUUAAUAUUUAUAGGGAAUCUAUCUAUAUAACCUAAGGUCAUCCUUUAUAUUUUCCUAAAAUGAAGUAUUUUUGUAAAUGGUUUUACUGAGCUAUCAUUGACACGGUGCUAUAAAGUGCAGAGUAUAAGUAGAACGUACCAAUCUUGCAAACCAAGUGAUAAGCUGCUGAUAAACUGAUAAGAGUUCAAAGUCAAAAGUUGAUCGUGUUUUUAUUUUUUACUUAUUCAUCUUACAGCAGCUGGAGAUAUAGUUAAGUAAAUACCUAAUUCUCUUGCAUUGAGAUAAAAAUAAUAAUAUGUCUACUGGUAUAGUAGCUGGAAGAUUGGCUCUGGUAACUGGCGCUGGCUCUGGCAUUGGCCGUGCAGCAUGUCAGGUGCUCUCUCGGGAAGGUGCUACGGUCAUAGCGGCAGAUAGAAACUAUGAAAGUGCUGUCGAGACCAUCAAAACCCAUACUGCAUUAGCAAGCGGAGCUAAUGCUGUAGGAGACCAUAGUGCGGUUGAACUAGAUGUAUCUGAUUCUAAUGCUGUACAGAAAUUAGUGCAAACUACUCUGAAACAGUAUAAAGUUCCACCAACUAUAGUUGUGAAUUCUGCCGGCAUUACUAGAGACAAUUGGCUUUUGAAAAUGUCUGAAGAAGACUACAGCAGAGUUCUCGAUGUCAAUUUAAAGGGUACAUUCCUGGUGAUGCAAGCCUGUGCUAAAGCAUUGACUGACGCAUCAUUGCCAGGAUCGAUUGUUAAUAUAUCUAGUAUAGUUGGAAAAUAUGGUAAUAUGGGACAAACUAAUUAUGCUGGAAGUAAAGCUGGGGUGAUUGGAAUGUCGCAGUCAGCUGCUAAGGAAUUGGGGAAGUUUAAUAUAAGAGUAAAUGUUAUCCUGCCUGGUUUUAUAGACACGCCAAUAAUUAAAACAGUUCCUGACAAGGUUAUGCAAGGCAUCCUAAAGCUAGUGCCUUUGGGAAGGAUUGGCAAUCCCAUCGAGGUUGCUGAAGUAAUAGCAUUCCUGGGUUCGGACAAAAGUUCCUUCAUUACUGGUGCUACGCUCGACGUCACAGGAGGAUAUUAGUAUUACGUGAAUCUGCGCAGACAACGGAUUAUCCUCUGCGUACUUUUUAGUCCUUUACAAUAAAACAUAGAAUAACAUUUCCCAUAACAACAUAUGAAGGUCUGUGGUUUAUAUAUUGGGAAAUGGAACAAUUUUUUUCCGCGGACAAAGUCCCUUGUUUGUACAGGAUGAAAAUUACGACAUUCAUUAAUAUUAUAAAACAAAAGCCGAUAUACUAGUCACAAUUUAUCCAGUCUCCAUUCUUACAUGGACCAGUGCACACAAUGGUGCUAUUACGAUUUUUUAUGUUAAAAUUUUAGAUUAAGGAUUCUAAGUAGUCUCAUAAUCUAAGUGUUUAUUAAAUUAUGGAGGUUAUAUAUUUAUUACUUAAAAGGUCCAAAAAGGUCAAGCACGAAAUAUUUUGAGCCAUUUUAUUGCGUUUUAAGGGAAAAUUAAGUACACAGGGUAGAGUUGAAUUCAUUGUUCAGUGUUCAAUAGGUAUAAUAAAGAAUGUAUUGUAUAUUUUUGUAUGUUAUAAAUUUAUUUUGCUACAACUAGUGGUCUAACACUUUUGACACUUGAAUGACAAUUCGAAGCGCUGUCUAGACGCGCACGGCUGGUAGGCGUUAUUUAGACUGGAAUUAAGAUAUGUUGUUGCUGUCUAUAGCCAUUGAUUGUCACAUUUUAUCAGUGGACCCAUAUACUUAGUAUAAUAUAAUACUUCAUAAUCUAAGAGUGGACCAUCAGCUUGUUUGUCAUUCCCAGUAGUAAAAAAAUAUUGUAUACCAAAGAUUGUUAAUAUUUUUGAUGAAAAUUUAUGCCAUGCACAAUAAAAAUAACAAAGUUUUAAGAUCACAUAAAAAUAUGACCUAUAUUUGCUUGAAUAAAAUAAGAACAUAAAUCUUUUAAUGUUAUAAAAUGACUUUACCAUUGGGCAGGCAUGUUUAAUAAAUGCAUUGGUUAACAUAAUUCUGUCUUCCUGCCCCUGUGAUAUUUUUAAUAAAUGUUUUUGGACAUGGUUGUUAUAUUUGCACAUUUUAUGGUGUUUACUUAAUAAAAAUAUUAUAUGAAA